AGCGUCGACGCAAAGACGCCGUGACCAUGAUGGACCUCUUCAAGUCGCUCCUCGGCUUCGACGACUGGACGGGCAAGCCCCACAAGUUCUGCUCCGCGCACACGGUCGUCGUCCUCGGCGGCCUCGGUGUGCUCAUCCUCGCCGAGGUGACCGAGCGCUUUACGUUCAAGCUCAUGCUCGACCGCAUGGAGUCGUACCGGUACUUUCUCAUGCAAAUGAGCACGUUCCUGUACAUCCCGCCAUGUUCUGCAUCGUCGGCUACAAGGCGACGCAAUCGGAUUUCAUUGACGAAGAGGUCACGGAGUUUCCAAAGUCCAAAUUUUCGUCAUGGGCAUGCUCGACCUCGCCCAGUCGAUGCUGCUCUUCUUACCCGGCGGCAAAACGCCGGCGACGCUCACUGUGGUCUUUCUGCAAGCGUCGGUGCCCGCGACCAUGCUCUUUGCCCAGAUCUUACUCAAGGACGAGUACGCCAAGAAUCACAUUCUUGGCGGCAGCAUCAUGAUGGCUGGCAUCCUCGUCGGCCUUCUCCCCGUCUUUUCCAUGGUGCUCAGCGACGUCUACGAAGAGCAAGAGAUGGCGUGGAAUUCGCUGUGCUACCUCUUGGCAGCCAUUCCCGGCGCUCUCUCGGUGCUCUACAAGGAAAGGCGCUCGCGACGCAGCCCAUGGACGUCUACUACCUCAACGCGUGGGUCGCCGUGUAUCAAUUUAUCGGCGGGCUGCUGUUGGCGCCCUUGGCCUUCGACAUCCCGGUGCUGCACCUCGACCAGCGCAUUAGCGGUCUCGAGUGCUUGGUCAACGGCGUCUCCGAGAUCCGCACGGACAAGUGCCACCUCGGGCUCGGUCUCUUGCUUCUUUUUCUCGUCUGCAAAGUGGUGGCCUUCUUCGGUGUCGGCUUUGUACUGCAACACACGAGCGUCUCGGUGCUCUACGGCGGGUACACGGCCGCCUUCCCAAUUGCUUUUGCCCUCCUUGGGUGGUACCAAUCGUCCGGCCAAGCCGACCAAGACGGCGCGCUCUCGUCGGUGUGGUGUGACGUGUUUUCGUGCUCGGUCGUGCUCCUUGGCCUCAUCUUAUACCGACUCAGCCCCGAGCCCGGUAUGGAGGCGACGACCAUGUCGGCGGCCGAGAAGGAAGCGCAGUCACUCUUGCUGGACGAUGCGUCCGACCAUGGCUUGCGAUACACUUAGACAAACACAACAUGCGACGCGUUUCCGU
Saprolegnia parasitica CBS 223.65 is the source of this 1215-nucleotide messenger RNA. RefSeq lists its product as hypothetical. NCBI's taxonomy places the organism in Eukaryota, Oomycota, Saprolegniomycetes, Saprolegniales, Saprolegniaceae. The record is from RefSeq and is a predicted model, not a curated record. The transcript is spliced from 10 exons. The coding region runs from base 27 to 1187 and encodes 386 amino acids.